This is a messenger RNA of Colletotrichum phormii, 423 nucleotides long. RefSeq names its product cytochrome oxidase c subunit VIb-domain-containing protein. NCBI's taxonomy places the organism in Eukaryota, Fungi, Ascomycota, Sordariomycetes, Glomerellales, Glomerellaceae. Gene Ontology annotation, cellular component: mitochondrial intermembrane space; mitochondrion; respiratory chain complex IV. Gene Ontology annotation, biological process: mitochondrial respiratory chain complex IV assembly. The transcript has 2 exons. Bases 1 to 423 code for a protein of 140 amino acids. The record is from RefSeq and is a predicted model, not a curated record.
AUGGGCCUCUUCUCCUCCUUCCAAUCCGAAGAAGCCAAACGCGCCGAAGAAGUCCGCACCGGCGCCGUCGCCCCGGACCGCAGCGAACGCCGCAAGUGCUGGGAAGCCCGCGACGCCUACUUUGGCUGCCUCGACCGCAACGUCAUCGCCGACGCCCUCAAGGACGAUGCGAAAGCCCGCAAGGCGUGUCCUGCCGAGAACCAGGUCUUUGAGCGGGACUGCGCUGCUGCUUGGGUAAAAUAUUUCAAACAAUGGCGUGUAGCAGACCUCCAAAAGAAGCAGCGCAUAGCCCAGCUCGAAGCCGAAAACGCAAUCAAGAUGGACGUCACCACCACUUUCGCCGACCAGCCCUCAGCCCCUCCCAAGGGGCCAACGCCAACAAAGGUUGAUUUGCAGGACAUGCUCGCCUCGAGGAGGCAGUAA